Molecule: messenger RNA, 1569 nt
Organism: Nerophis lumbriciformis (worm pipefish)
Lineage: Eukaryota; Metazoa; Chordata; Actinopteri; Syngnathiformes; Syngnathidae
Source: RefSeq, a predicted model, not a curated record
AUGGAGCUGAUCUCUGCUUGUGAACGGACCAUGGCUGUGGUAGACUUGGAUUCUAUUGCGUCGCGACUAACCUCCACGUCUGAGAAUGUAACUGCGGGGACAGCGGCUGGCGUGUCUGCGGCAACAAGGUUUCUGCUUUUACUCUUGUGUUUACUGCUGGUGGCCUGGGGUCACUCAGACAAGAGACGAGUACCAGGUCCAUAUUUCUGUCUGGGACUGGGGCCGCUUUUGUCAUACAUGAGAUUUAUUUGGACAGGCAUAGGCACAGCCAGCAAUUACUACAACGAUAAAUAUGGUGACAUUGUGAGAGUUUGGAUUGACGGAGAAGAGACGCUCAUUCUCAGCAGAGCUUCGGCAGUGCAUCAUGUUCUCAAGCAUGAACAUUACACCUCACGGUUUGGGAGCAAGUUAGGACUCAGCUGCAUCGGGAUGAACGAGAGGGGCAUUAUAUUUAACAACAACGUCACCCAGUGGAAAAAGAUACGGACUUAUUUCACCAAAGCCCUUAUUGGCCCGGGCCUUCAGCAGAACUUGGAGGUGUGCAUCUCGUCUACACAGAACCACUUGGACCACUUGAGGAAAGCUGCUGGAACCUAUGGUUUGACAAACGUGGAUGUUCUCAGUCUGUUGCGCUGCACUGUAGUAGACAUCUCCAAUCGGCUGUUUUUGGACGUCCCCUUCAAUGAAAAGGAGCUGAUGCAAAAGAUUUUAAAGUAUUUCGACACAUGGCAGACGGUCCUGAUCAAACCCGAUGUCUACUUUAAGUUUGACUGGAUUCACCGGAAGCACAAAGCAGCAGCCAAGGAGCUUCAAGAUGCCAUCGAGAGCCUCGUGGAGCACAAAAGAAGAGAAAUGGAGCAAGCGGAUAAACUGGACCACAUCAAUUUCACCGCGGAGCUCAUAUUGGCACAGAAUCGUGGUGAACUUUCUGCUGAAAACGUGAGGCAGUGCGUGCUGGAAAUGGUGAUCGCUGCACCUGACACGCUGUCUGUCAGCCUCUUCUUCAUGCUGCUGCUUCUCAAACAGAAUCCAGGGGUAGAGCUUCAGCUGCUCCAGGAGAUCGACAACGUCAUAGGAGAAAGAGUCCUGCAAAAUGAUGACCUUAACAAGCUGCAAGUUUUGGAGAGUUUCAUCAACGAGUGCUUGCGUUUCCACCCGGUGGUUGAUUUCACCAUGCGUCGCGCACUGUCUGAUGACAUCAUUGACGGCUACAGGGUCCCCAAGGGCACCAAUAUCAUUCUGAACACUGGCCGCAUGCAUCGCACAGAGUUCUUCCCCAAGCCCAAUGAACUGAGUCUGAAGAAUUUUGAAAAGAAUGCUCCACGACGGUAUUUCCAGCCAUUUGGAUCCGGUCCACGUGCCUGUGUGGGCAAACACGUCGCUCUGGUCAUGAUGAAGUCCAUCCUGGUGACUCUGCUGUCGCAGUAUUCUGUGUGCCCCCACGAGGGUUUGACCCUGGACCGCCUCCCCCAAACUAACAACCUCUCCCAGCAGCCUGCGGUGCACCAGCAAGAAAGCCCGUGUCUCACGAUGGCGUUCUUGCCCAGAAAAAGAGGAAACUGGCACUGA